CAAGGUCGCAAAGACCAUAUGCUGCAAAUGCAAACAUGAAACGUCCAACUGCGGCUGACAGAGCCACCGCGCGUGGAACGCCGGCAAUCUCACAUACUGACCGCGUCCUGUAAGCUGCUGGUAUGUCACUCAGGUGCUGGCUUCUCUGGGGAUCUCUGCUUUUCGUCGUCUACCUUCGAGUGUGUUCUACCUUCAAGGAAGAGCCAGACUUCAUGGGACAAGUAAUGCCCGUUAUUUGUAAGAGCACGAAUAAUAUUACGCGGCGUAUUUGGUACCUAGCCUGCGUGGAGUAUCUCAUGGAGUAUGGGCUGGAGAAAGAUGGCCCGGAAUGUUUCAAAGCAGUACAUACUGGAGAUUGGACGGAGGCAUUUGCAGUCCUUUGCGGCGAAGCACAGGCCAACAAGCACCAUUACCUGAUGCAGUGCUUCUCAGACAAAAUAAACGAACACGUCAUGUAUGACGCAAGGGACGUUGCGAAAAUAUUGCAGGUAUUGCGAUAAUCUAUACGCGAAUUUACUGCAAUAUGGAUGCGAUAUUCUGUUCAUGU
Messenger RNA from Ornithodoros turicata, 547 nucleotides. RefSeq lists its product as uncharacterized. The record is from RefSeq and is a predicted model, not a curated record. The coding region runs from base 123 to 500 and encodes 125 amino acids. Lineage: Eukaryota; Metazoa; Arthropoda; Arachnida; Ixodida; Argasidae. The transcript is spliced from 4 exons.